Penicillium longicatenatum is the source of this 858-nucleotide messenger RNA. RefSeq lists its product as uncharacterized. NCBI's taxonomy places the organism in Eukaryota, Fungi, Ascomycota, Eurotiomycetes, Eurotiales, Aspergillaceae. Bases 1 to 858 code for a protein of 285 amino acids. The transcript has a single exon. The record is from RefSeq and is a predicted model, not a curated record.
AUGCGCUACUCCCUUCUCACCGUAGCCACUGUGCUAGCCCAAACCCAAGCCCAAGCCAUCCCGAUGCCCUAUGGACUGGGCUCCGUCCCGAUCCCAGUGGGCCAACAAAAUGGCAACAUCGGCGGCGUUAACGGGCAACAGGGAUACACACCCUCAAUGGCGGCUCAGCAGUCCGUGGCAAAGCCCUCAUCCUCAAUGAUGCCCCAGCGUCCGGCAUACAGCCACGGUGUCAACCACCACUACUACAUGACUCCCAUGGCAUCUUCCUCUGCAAGCCACUACAUCAACAUGCACAUGUCGAUGCACGCCUCUUACUCUGCCUCUGCUUCAAUCCCCUACUCUGUAUCGGCAACCCCCUCCGCCCGUGCUGCUCACGGCGUAAACCAUGGCCUCCACGCACCCCACCCGCACGAGGGCUUCGCCGCUCCAGCAGGUAUCCCCAAAGCCGGCGACUCCGUCAGCUACAACGGGGCCUCAACCAAGAAGGGUGGAUAUCAUGGCGGAAACGGUAACGGUUUCACCCAGACACACGGCGAGGACUCGAGCAGCGAUGGAUCCCCACCUUUGAUGAUGAGUCCCCAGCGUGGAACCGGGAGUGCCAAUUCAGCUACUCCCACUACACCUGAGUACGAGCAUGCACCGGACAACGUCGACGGAAACGUCGCUCCUAUCCCUGAUGCUGCGCCUGGUGGCAAGAGUAUCGCUCCUAUUGGGAACCCUAUGGCACCUGGUUCCAAUGUCGCGCCCGCUCUGCCUCAGAAGUCGCAUGGUGUUGAUGAGGGCAAUGGGUUCUGUCUGGGACAGUGCUAUGAGAGUCCUGAGAAGGCUAACUGUGCCAAGCCAUAUGUGAGUUUAUGA